CAUAGCUACUGUAGUUUACGUGACUUUGCUUUUAUUUUGUUCUCAAUAAACAUUCAAUGUCGGCGCCUGAGCCGAGUUUCUGCCAUGCACGGUGGUGCAGUGGCCUGCAAUCGCAUGUAAAAGCAGCAUUGGGAGCAACUCACUGUAUUCUCGAGGAAGGCAAUCGAACCUCGAACUUUGCUAUUGUAGUUGACCGAGGCGCGUGGGGACAUCUAGGUUGUACUGAGCAGGAAGAGAAGAGUAGACAAUCUGCCGGAGAGCAUGAUAUCUACUGUCAAGUCGAUGUACACGUUUGUGCGGACAAGAAUGAAUGGGAACGCGUUGUCUACUUUCACUCAUACGGUGACCUCGGCAUGAUACAAGGCUUGGUUGCAAGUAACGUUGGAUUAGUACUGGGCGUAAACGGUCUCAAAUUUCCACAUCCACCUCAUCCGACUUUGAUACUUUGUCAGGAUUUUACUAUAAUUUCAAAAUUCUUUGGUUGGUCCAGCGAGCGUCGAAACUCGGGGUUUGAUAAUCGGCAACAAAUCUUUGAGUGGGUUUCCGAAAGUCGAUUCUUUGACCCCAAAUGCUUCCAGACGAGCGGAGAAGGCAUCAGAAAAGUCAAAGCUCAGCGGACGAUGUACUCUGAUUUCGUUGCAUGGGCUAAGCAGCGAUUAGCGGAAGGCGGUCUAACUUCGGUGGACAUGGCGGAGGUCAAGCGACGGCGUGAACGUGUGCGUGAGGAAGCACUGAUAGAGUUUGGUCGCCAGGACGAGGUGGAGGCUUAUGUUAAGGAAUUUGAAGGCAGGAAGAAACUCAAGAGCAGUUUCAAUGGCACAGUUGUCAAUGCUUGGACUCAUUCGAAGGGCAAUUGGAGGAAAGUAAAAACUAUCAUGACUAUCGUUCGAGAACAACAUGGAGGCGAAGGACUAUUGCAGAUCUUGAUGACAGAAGGAGAGGAAGGAUUGAAGGAACGAGUGAUGAAUGCUUUAGAUGAUUUCAAUAGAUCCGUGGCACAGUCGAGCGUUGAGGUAAAAUGAUUCAAUCUACUUGUCCAGUAUGAAAGCCGUUCCUACAAAUUAAACUUUCACCUUUUCAUCGCUUAAAAUCCCAGCGAUAGCACUCUCCCGAUCUCCAGAAUCAUUGGUGACUUCCUCUCCUUUACGCCAAGAUCUGCCAAAUAUCAUACAUAUGAUGACGAAGCACAUCCCGAUUGCAAUCAACCCAGAAAGAAGACCACAUGCUAGUAG
This is a messenger RNA of Lentinula edodes (shiitake mushroom), 1232 nucleotides long. RefSeq lists its product as uncharacterized. The coding region runs from base 57 to 1022 and encodes 321 amino acids. The transcript has 4 exons. NCBI's taxonomy places the organism in Eukaryota, Fungi, Basidiomycota, Agaricomycetes, Agaricales, Omphalotaceae. The record is from RefSeq and is a predicted model, not a curated record.